GAAAAAGAGAGAGGGGGGGGGGGUUAGUAGCCACUCAAUGGCGCGAAAGCAAAGGGAAGAGGAAGAAAGUGCCGAAGUUGAAGGCCAGCUUGAAGAAUGUUGAAUCGCAUUCACUUACACUUUCAUUUCUCUCAAAAAUUCAUCAAAAAUGGCUUCUCGCUUUCAACAUUUCCAUAACCGUCACCGAUUCCUUUUUCUUCUCUUCAAUUCAUGAACCAAUUUUCUCACACAACCCUUCCAACUUAGACCUCUGCCAUGGGGACUCCAGUGAAUAUUAUUGUGGGUUCUCAUGUCUGGAUUGAAGAUCCAGAGGAAGCUUGGAUUGGCGGGUACGUAUCAAAAAUCAAUGAAAAGGAUGCUGAAGUUGAAACUACCGAUGGAAAAAAGGUUGCAAAUUUAUCAAAAAUACUUCCUAAGGAUACGGAAGUUCUUCCUGGUGGAGUGGAUGAUAUGACUAAACUGUCCUAUUUGCACGAGCCUGGAGUCCUGCAGAACUUAAAAGCUAGAUAUGAAUUGAAUAAAAUAUAUACUUAUACUGGAAACAUUCUGAUCGCAAUAAAUCCAUUCCAAACGCUGCCUCAUAUUUAUGGUGCGCACAUGAUGCAACGAUACAAGGAAGAUCCACUUGGAGAACUAAGCCCUCAUGUAUUUGCAGUAGCUGAGGUUGCAUAUAGGGCAAUGGUUACUGAAUGGAAAAACAAUUCAAUUCUGGUCAGUGGGGAAAGUGGAGCUGGUAAAACUGAAACUACAAAAAUGAUUAUGCAAUUCCUAGCUUUCUUAGGUGGUAGAGCUGUGACUGAAGGAAGAACAGUUGAACAACAAGUUCUUGAAUCAAAUCCAGUUCUGGAAGCAUUUGGCAAUGCCAAAACUGUCAGGAAUAACAAUUCCAGCCGUUUUGGUAAAUUUGUUGAGAUCCAAUUUGAUAAGAGCGGAAGAAUCUCAGGAGCAGCCAUCCGAACAUACCUUCUAGAGAGAUCUCGGGUCUGUCAAAUUAAUGAUCCUGAACGAAACUACCACUGCUUUUAUCUUCUUUGCGCCGCACCACAGGAGGAAAUUGAGAAAUACAAAUUAGGAAAUCCUAAAUCGUUUCACUACCUUAACCAGUCACAAUGCUAUGAACUGGCUGAUGUAAAUGAUGCUCAUGAGUAUCUCGCCACCCGUAGAGCUAUGGGUAUUGUUGGAAUAGGUCACAAAGAUCAGGAAGCCAUUUUCAGAAUUGUUGCUGCAAUUCUUCAUCUUGGUAAUAUUGAUUUUGCCAAAGGAAAGGAAACCGACUCAUCCAUUCCUAAAGAUAGCAAAGCCGAAUUCCACCUGAAAACGGCUGCUGAGCUUCUGAUGUGUGAUGCUGAUGCCUUGGAAGAUGCAUUAUGUAAGCGUGUCAUGAUCACUCCCGAAGAAGUUAUAAAACGGAGCCUUGACCCGGGAAGUGCAACAGUCAGUAGAGAUGGACUGGCAAAAACAAUUUAUUCUCGGCUAUUUGAUUGGCUGGUGGACAAGAUUAAUAAUUCAAUUGGACAAGACCCCAAUUCUAAAUGUUUGAUUGGGGUCCUUGAUAUCUAUGGUUUCGAAAGCUUUAAAUUGAACAGUUUUGAGCAGUUCUGCAUUAAUUUCACAAAUGAAAAGUUGCAGCAACAUUUCAAUCAGCAUAUGUUCAAAAUGGAACAAGAAGAAUAUGCAAAGGAGGAGAUCAAUUGGAGCUACAUUGAAUUUGUGGACAACAAAGAUGUUUUGGACCUUAUUGAAAAGAAAUCCGGAGGAAUCAUUGCUCUCCUCGACGAAGCUUGCAUGUUUCCAAAGUCAACACAUGAAACAUUUGCAAACAAGCUUUAUCAAACAUUUAAGAAUAACAAGCGCUUUAUUAAGCCAAAAUUGUCUCAAACAGAUUUCACCAUUGCCCAUUAUGCUGGAGAGGUGACAUACCAAUCUGACCAUUUUUUAGACAAAAACAAGGAUUAUGUGGUUCCUGAAUAUCAAGAUUUAUUGAUUGCUUCCAAAUGUCCUUUUGUAUCUGCCCUUUUUCCACCACUUCCAGAAGAGACAUCAAAAUCUUCCAAAUUUUCAUCAAUAGGUUCUCGUUUUAAGGAAGCUAAUAAAAUUUGGAUGGUACAGCUACAGCUACAGCAGCUAAUGGAAACAUUAAGUUCAACAGAACCCCAUUACAUUAGAUGUGUGAAACCAAACAACCUCCUCAAGCCUGCAAUUUUUGAGAAUGUCAACAUUAUGCAUCAACUUCGUUGUGGUGGUGUAUUAGAUGCUAUCAGAAUCAGUUGUGCUGGCUAUCCUACACGCCGCCCUUUCUUUGAAUUUGUGAACAGAUUUGGUCUCCUUGCCCCAGAGGCCAUAGAAGCAAACUGUAAUGAAAAGAAUGCUUGCCAAAAGAUUCUGGAGAAGACGGGGCUUAAAGGAUAUCGGAUUGGAAAAACAAAGGUAUUCUUGAGAGCAGGUCAGAUGGCUGAACUAGAUGCUCAGAGAGCUCAAGUACUUGGUAAUGCAACCAAAGUUAUCCAACAGCACAUACGAACCCAUCAAGCUCGGAAACAUUUUCUUGCAUUGCAAAAGAAGACCAUAUAUGUGCAGUCUUGGUGGAGAGGAAGACUCGCAUUCAAACUCUAUGAGAAAAUGAGAAGGGAGGCCGCUGCUGUGAAAAUUCAAAAGAACAUACGCAGUUACGAAACUAGGAAGGCGUAUAAAAAACUUCAUAUGUCAGUACUUACUUUGCAAACAGCUUUAAGGGCCAUUGCUGCUUGCAAGGAAUUCAGAUUUAGGAAACAGACCAAAGCUUCCAUCAUUAUUCAGGCUCAGUGGCGGUGCCACAAAGCGGUCUUACAAUAUAAGAGGCUCAAAAAAGGUUCAAUAGUUACACAAUGUAGAUGGAGGGGGCGUUUAGCUAAGGGAGAACUUAGGAAACUGAAAAUGGCUGCAAGAGAUACUGGCGCACUUCGUGAAGCAAAGAGUAUGCUUGAAAAAAAAGUGAAGGAACUUACUUGGCAUCUCCAACUGGAAAAAGGUUUAAAGGCUGCAAGAGAUACUGGCCCACUUAAAGAAGCAAAGGGUAAGCUUGAAAAACAAGUGGAGGAACUUAAAUGGCGUCUCCAACUGGAAAAAGGUUUAAGGACAAAUCUAGCAGAAUUUAAAGCACAGGAGAUAGCAAAACUGCAGAAUUCAUUGCAGGAGAUGAAGAGAAAAGUUGAUGAAACUAAUGCUCUGCUCCUCUGGGAGCGAGAGAAUGCAAAGAAAGCUAUUGAAGUAGCAUCUCCUGUCAUUAAAGAAGCAAUGGUUCUUGUUGAAGAUAAAGAGAAGAUUAAGAGACUGAGAAUGGAAGUUGACAACCUAAAGACAUCACUCAAGUUAGAGAAACUGAAAUGCAACAGCUUUGAAAGAAAAUAUAACGAAGCUAAAAUUUGCAGUGAAGAAAGAGGUAAAAGGUUAGAAGACACGGAGAAGAAGCUUCGUCAGCUCCAAGAAUCAAUGACCAGGUUUACUUCUCAAAAGAAUUUCUAGCUAAUUUCAGAAGUCAUCAUCAAAAGCUAAGUCAAUCCCACUCUUAAUUUGCACGGAUGGUUGAACAAAAUCUCGCAAUUCUAUUACUAGGCUAUAAGAGAAGAUCACUACUUUAGAACCAGGGAAGCAGGUUCUACGUCAACAAGCUGUCUCCAUGGCACUUAAUAAGUUCCCUUCAUGAUACCCCAGAUCAAUUGUUCAGUUUCUUGUCUCUGUUGGUUGAGAGCUGCUGAAAGUGGUCAUGUUGUUGUGGGAUGCAAAAGACAUCUUUUGUAACAAUCUUUUCAAUGGACUAUGAUUGAUUUGGGCAUUUCUAUGUACCUUUUACUUUUUUUCUUGGUCACCUAAUGGAUUAAUCAGGAACUGCAAGCACAUCAAGGACCUAGAGGGAAUCCUCUGAAAUAAAGGAUAAGCCGCAAAUGUCAUGAAAUGAGAAUAAUAGAAUAAUCAAAAGUAAUCCAUUAGAUGUAUUGCACAACUUCUAGAAUUGGCUGGGAACAGACUAAUUGCCGCUUGUAUCAUAGACAAAUGUCUCUUGCAUUGGAGAUCAUUUGAAGUUGAGGGUGCUAGUACUAAUGUUUUCGAUCGUAUCACCCAAACUAUUGACCAUGCAAUUAAGACCCAGGAUAUCAACAAUGCUUGGCCUAUUGGUUAUCCCAUGCCUCCAAACUUUUCUUGUUACUCAAAGCAAGCGGUUCUUAUGGAAUGGCUCCACAAUGCCACUGUUCUUCAUCAGCAGCCCUGUUUGGGAGGAUGACUCAAUCUAAAUCAGGGUUCUUCGUGAUAACUUCAAGAAAGAAAUUUCUCCAUUACUUGGAUUAUGCAUCCAGGCAAUCAAUUGAGACAUUGCUGUUUUUAUGUGAUGAGAUUGGCGCCAAGAACUUCCAGAGCAAGAUUGGUCAAGUGAUCAUCAUGUUCUGUUGCAAACACCAAUGCCCAGCGCAUAAUGAUUGCCCGCUAGCAUGGGACAGUGAAGAGCCUAGGAAAUUUUUUAUAUACUUCAAAAGCAAAUCAUGUCAAUAAGACCUCUGUGACAUCAUUAUUUCUAUGAUUCUGCCUCCUUAUGGAAAUUUGUGCCAACAACCCUUCUGGCUCUAGAUGUAUAUAUUUGGGUACAAUUUCAUAGGGACUGUUCCCACUGCUCUCUACUAAAAAACAACAAUAUAACUGUUGCAAAAAAAAUUAAAAGGGUGUAAAAUAACUGCCUCUUUGUUAGACGAACAACAAAAGCAGUACUUAUGAUGGGAGUGCUGCUCAUUUAGUAAUGGAGAAUUUGUCAAAGCUGGUUUGGCGAAACACUGCUGAUAUUGCAUGUAGGUCUUUUAAUAGGUCAUUUCCAAUAUGUGAGUGUUGAUGACUGAAGAUUCAAAUAAUGCAAUUAGUAAUUCUUUCUUGUUGGAUAAUGAUUCAAGCUGGGUGAAUUGGGUUUCAUCAUUACGUCCUCUUUCCCACAAGGAAAUGCUUAUUGUUGUGAGGGGUGUUUGACAAGAAACGCAAGAAUUCUAUGUGGCAGCAUGUAACACUUACAAAUAAUAAGGGAAAAUUUGCCAUGUUGCUUAUAACCACAUUCAUUUGGCUGAAAGCUCUUUUCUUGGGCAGUUAAUUUUCAAAAUACAACCCUUCGAAAGCUGACAAAAAAAAAACAAGUUUUCUCGUUGCAAAAUAAGCUACUCAAAACACAGAUAGAUAAAGACCGACUAAUCCUGUAAACCCAUGAUCCUAGAAUCGCAUGGCAGGAAAUUGAGAGCUUGGAAGCACGACAGUGGCAUAAGGGGGUCUUUGUUUUAUAUGUAGUAGUAGAUACUAGUUUGACAGGCUUGUAGUAGUUAAUAUAUCCUUUUGAAAAUCGGUAUGGUGAUAAUGAUAUUGUGUGCAACAUUAACCAUUUUAAGCAUUGAUUUUGCAGCAUUCCGUUCUCUAUUGAUGACAUGUUGAAAUCCAGGGAGCAGAUAGAUAUCUCAGAUAUUGAGACUCUAGUACGUGAAAACUCUGCUUUAGCUAAUUCUUACCUUGCUCGGAUCGACAACUUUUAUUGUGGAAUUGACUGCCCCUGCACUCUUAUGCUCCUCCAUGAGAUAUCAAGUCACAUUCAUUUAGACCAGAUCUUAUCAUGAAAUGCUGAACUGUUUAGUUUGGUUGUGUCAGAAACAAGUUAUGUAUUCAACAUGCCAAAUUUACCUAGUAGUUAAAAUUUUAAAAAAAUGGACGACACGACGUAUACCA
Molecule: messenger RNA, 5724 nt
Organism: Medicago truncatula (barrel medic)
Lineage: Eukaryota; Viridiplantae; Streptophyta; Magnoliopsida; Fabales; Fabaceae
Product: myosin-9
Exons: 34
Coding region: 256-3501 (1081 amino acids)
Biological process (GO): actin filament organization; pollen tube growth
Cellular component (GO): cytoplasm; myosin complex; membrane
Molecular function (GO): actin filament binding; ATP binding; microfilament motor activity
Source: RefSeq, a predicted model, not a curated record